GUCAGCAUAUCGCCCGUUACGGUUCCCAACUACUCAUCCGAUCGUUCUCGACGUCUCAUUCGAUACCGAAUUUUCUAACACUACGAUUAUCAACAACAAUGGAGAACACAUGGGGCGUGCAGCCUGCAUCAUCGGGAAUGAACUUUUCAGCCGCUCCAGCAGCUGCCAUAUGGUGGGAUAUGUGUCCCAUCGGCGCGCAACAAUUCCAGGGAUCAGCCAACGAGACACUUCCCACCCGGACUCACGAGCCCCUCGCCGAUGUGCUUGAGGAAAUCGGAAUUGGAUCCACAAACGGGUCCCAUACAGUUCUAGACAUCAAAGCCUUCACAGAUUCACUUGGAGGCCGCCCGAUCUACAGUCGUUUCGUGCUUGGCAACGCCGCAGAUCAACUGACUCGAGCUCGCAGCGGCCAGGACGUUACACUGUUGGAUUGCUAUGGCAAGCCUUUCUUCCUCCCAGGAGAAAUAUUUUCUUCGUUCGAUGAAGCUCCUGUCUUGUUCUACUCCGGAAUCCAUGAACUCACUGAAAUCUUCCAAGCUGAUGACGUCCGCCCUGCACUCCCAGUUUUUCUAAGAUCUGGAGAACGUCAAGAAGUACGCACUGAUCACGUCGACACUAGUCAUCUGAGAGCUGGUGACCCGUUACCAGAAAGCCCCGAACUUCACAGCCGUCCCAGCCUAGCGUUCAUAAUGGACUUGUACGGGUGGUAUUGGCGCUCCAGCGGCGCGCCCGACAUCUUGCACCAUAGCCUUCGAGAGCUCGUACACACGGUCCGAAUCUCCAACAUCGUCUGUAUAGGUCUCGGAACUCUGGAAGCUCCAGACCUUGCGAAAGCUCGCUCGUUAGUGCAGCAUAGGACUGCUUCUUUCAUUGCUCACGAUCUCGAACAAUUGUAUGAAGUAGAAGGCAUACCGCUCGAAAAGCCCAUCAAAAUUAUUGCGCAAGACCCUGCUUACACCUCCCUCGACCGCAUGACGCUUUCUACGCUAGCAGAACCGAUUGAGGUAGUGAGCGAUCCUCAAGGCUUCCUGGCCAUCAAUGAAGGCUCCCUUGUGUUCUCGAGCUGGCCUUCAGUUCCAGUCAAACAACUUAUAGCCGAUCUUGCGACCGAACUACCGGAUGGCAAAGGUCCUGCUGCCCUAUUCUUGAACAACAACCGUAAGGACAAAGAUUUUGGCGACAUAGAUGUGGCCAGGUACGAUCUUCGUCGUUAUGGCCCGGUGCGUUACAUAAACGCGGAAACAAAGGCGUACGUGGAAAUGCUUGAGUCUUAUACAAGGGUUUUCGAUGGUGAACAACAGUUUGGGAUUGGUUUCACGGGUAAGUUACCAGAUUUCGAAUGGUUCCCGGAUAUGGAUAUUUGGGGUCGUGAAGAGUAGUCUGAUGGUGGAAACACUCCUUCACGUAAGGUGGCUUCGCACAACAGGCAGGUAUGAGCGGUUGUGAUAAUCCUGAUCAAGGUUCGCACGUUGGCUUCAAUCAACGC
Alternaria rosae is the source of this 1486-nucleotide messenger RNA. RefSeq lists its product as uncharacterized. The coding region runs from base 99 to 1379 and encodes 426 amino acids. NCBI's taxonomy places the organism in Eukaryota, Fungi, Ascomycota, Dothideomycetes, Pleosporales, Pleosporaceae. The transcript is spliced from 2 exons. The record is from RefSeq and is a predicted model, not a curated record.